AAAUAAAAAAAAUAUAUAAUUUAAGGGUAUAUAAAAAGCGCACAUCAGCUAGGGAAAGCACAGUAGUAUGAAUUGAAAUCAGCGGCUAACCAAGUGGCAACCACAAUGCCGAGCAGGCGAACACAUGUGCGCGUGUGUGUGUGAUGGACUGUAGUUGGCUUUCUUGUUGUGUGUCCUUCGUUUUGGGCUUUAGUGUGCGACUAGCGACUAGCGUCUGUAGGCUGGUGGUUGGAGAUUGGCGGAGGUGGGUCGCUAGCUGCCGCUGAGUGACAACUCAAUAAGUAUGCAAGGCAUGCACAGCGCGCGUUUGUUCUGCGAGUAAAAUGCGUAGGGCAACAAUGAUAUUUGUCAACGCUUGGUUACAUAUUUGCUUUCUGAGGUUUCUCUUUGUCUCAUAUCAUAAUGAUUAUUGCGUUUAAGAGCUUUUUUGUUUUGUGAAAGUGCGCUUUUGUUUUUAUUGUUGUUGCUUAAAGCAUUUCUCUGUAUUUGAACUUUUGAACUGGAGUGUUUAACAACAAAAACAUUCAUUCAGUACAUAUUACCACACGAUAUCUAGGGUGACUCAGGUAAACCGCAAAAUCUUCUUCAAAGUCACAUUUAAAUGCGUCUAAUAGCAGACUCAAACUCAACAACACAAACAAUGCAAUACUUCGCCCUUCACACGGAAAUUCUUGUGACCCCACUGAGACUAGAGUAUGCUCUAAAAGUGGUAGUGUGAAGAGCAGUAGAAUAUGAAGCGAUUCUGUACGGCGAAUAUUCUCAUAGCACACUCCCACCACCAAAUGAAACCGAGCAGGCCAACGAAGAAAGCCAAUAGCAGUCAACACCUGCCUUCAUGUCCAUUACUCGAAGUUGAUAUGUAGUUCCUGUAAAGUUGCCUAUGGAAAAACUGUAAUGCACUGUUUUCAUUUGAGCAUCAGCCCAUUCGACACAUGCAUCCACAGACAGAAUCUGUGCACUGAGAAAAUAUAGGUAUGCUUAGCCAAAUGCAGAACCGUGCUUCCAACUACAUGCGUAUAAGCCAGUCUUACUUCUGUCUGCUUUUUACUUCCACCAUUCUGCACAAUUUCAUUGCGCAUAUGUGUGUUUUGCAUAGAUAUGUUAUGCGUUUGGCGGUUUUUUGCCUGCAUUUUUCUAUCAUCUCUCCUUUAUUCUGACUUAAUUCUCCCAUUUUUAUUUGCUCUAGGCUUCCAUUUCUUGUUUGCUUUCUUUCGAUUUUUCGUUCACUUUAAUUUGGUUUCAUCUAGAGCUCGCUUUCGAAUUGAGUGAAUGAGUUGUGGUUAUUAGCACUCAUACAAAGCUUUAGAGAAACUGGUGAGCACAAUUUUCGUUUUAAGUGAUUAAAUUACUUCCUCUGAUUUGCAGUUAAAUUCUGUUAUCUGAAGUUAAAAUUACAAUAUAUAAUUUACAUUAUAGUACUUUUGACUCUUAAGCAGAGAAAUUUAGUUGUAAGAGUGAGAAAAAGGGGGAGUUUAAAACUUUAAAGUAUGUACAUCGAAGAGAAAUUUGUAUAUAAAUAAACCAGUUACACGCUAAUUUCGAAGCCAUUAUUAUAUCUACAAGUUCACAGGCGUCCAUAGAAGCAUAGCUAAGCCUCCGCUUUGUUAUAUAAUGCAGCAGGAGUUUCUUGGGUACAUUUAGAGUUGGGAAGCACGGGGUUACAUUUUAAAUGAGGUCUUCAAGUGUUUUUCGCACAUUAAACCGUGUUAGUCCAUUCAAAUAUCUUCGCUGGAGGGCUCACUACUCGUACGUAGCAAUCAACGCCACUUUACAACAAAAUAUUUCCUAUACUUGUAAACAUACCUCAUAACAUUACUUAAUGCACACUUGAGUCUUAUCGAAACCAAUAUACAAGUAUAAUAUGUUUACUUAACAAAUGUAAGUAAGGUGCUCGGAACAUAUUAGAUAAAUAACACGCAGAACCUAUAAAAGCCACGUCUGUAUGUCAACUGCUGCAGUAUGAUGUAAACUCAAACAUGAAAUCAAUAAAAUUUGCUCGGUAUUUCGUAGCGUUCAUAAUAUUGUCGGUGCUUUCCGCGCAUAGCGGUUGCCUGGCUUGCACGCUCUCAAACCGUGCACAGGCGGAGCAGAAAGACUGGUGGCAAACUGCACAGUUCUAUCAGAUUUAUCCACGCUCUUUCCAGGAUUCCGACGGCGAUGGUAUUGGUGAUUUGAAGGGAAUUACGUCGCGCUUGGAGUAUCUCAAGGAUAUUGGCGUAACGGCGGCUUGGCUGUCGCCAAUUUUUAAAUCUCCGAUGGUGGACUUUGGCUAUGACAUUGCAGACUUCUACGAAAUUCAACCGGAAUACGGCACAAUGGAUGAUUUUCACGAGUUGAUUGCAAAGGCGAACGCAAUGGGUCUAAAAAUUAUUUUGGAUUUUGUACCAAAUCAUUCUAGUGAUGAGUGUGAGUGGUUUCAAAAAUCACUAAGGCGUGAGCGCGGUUACGAGGACUACUAUGUAUGGCACAAUGGCAAGCUGGAUGCGGAUGGCAAACGCAUUCCGCCGAGUAACUGGUUGCAAUCGUUUCGCGGUUCAGCGUGGGAAUGGCGUGAGGAACGCCAGCAAUACUAUCUGCAUCAAUUCGCCGUGCAGCAGGCCGAUCUUAACUAUCGCAAUCCUGCUGUGGUGGAACAAAUGAAACGCAUAAUUCGCUACUGGCUUGACCAAGGCGUGGCUGGUUUUCGCGUCGAUGCAGUGCCAGUGCUUUUCGAAGUGGAACCCGACGAGAAUGGGCAAUAUCCCGACGAGGAGGUGAGUGGCACCACCGAUGAUAAAGACGAUCGCGCUUACCUGAAAAGCGAUCUCGUGGAAAAUCGUCCAGAGACCAUCGAUAUGGUUUAUCAGUGGCGUAAAGUAAUGGAUGACUAUCAGCGCAUCCAUGGUGGUGACACGCGUGUGCUGCUGAUCGAAACGUACGCGCCGGCCGCAUACACGAUGCAAAUGUACGGCAACCGAACAGUCGAGGGCGCGCAUUUGCCGUUCAACUUCAAUUUGAUUACCAUGCUGACACAGGAUGUGAGCGCGUCGUACGUGCAGCAGGCGGUCGAUGAGUGGCUGGAGCAUAUGCCGGCAAAACGUACAGCGAAUUGGGUGAUCGGUAAUCACGAUAAACGUCGCGCCGCUAGCCGCUAUGGAGUGCAACGCACCGAUGCCAUGAAUAUGCUGGUCAUGACUUUGCCCGGAGCAAGUGUCACCUAUCAGGGUGAAGAAUUGGGCAUGAUUGAUGGCGUGAUCUCAUGGGAGGAUACGGUUGACCCCGCUGCUUGCAACUCAAAUGAAGACAUAUAUGAGAACUUUACGCGUGAUCCGUCACGUACGCCAUUCCAAUGGACCGCAGGCACUAACGCUGGUUUCUCCAAUGCAUCAAAGACAUGGCUACCGCUUGCACCAGACUACCAAACGCUCAAUUUUGACGUGGAGAGCUCGAGUGCAAAUUCUCAUCUGAAGAUCUACAAGUCACUGAUCGCUUUGCGAAAACGCUCAAAGACACUACAGAAUGGCUCAUACAAAUAUAAGGCACUCGCAAACAACUUUUUCGCUUUAAAACGCUUCUUAGCCGGCGAGGACACCGUUGUAUACAUCGCUAAUUUUGGCAAUGACACUAGUACUGUGGAUCUGCAGAACGAUUUUGAUACUUUUCUACCCGAUGCUAUGAGCUUGACGAUAAGCAGCCUGUACUCAACGAAAAUCAGCGGCUCCGACAUUAAUAUCAAGAGUUUGUCGUUGGCAGCCGGUGAGGCCUUGAUUUUGAGUGGACGCGCUAAUUGAGUUUGGUAUGUUCAACAGCAGUAUAUAUGCGCCUGCACUAAACAUGUUUUUUUUAUAAAUUAUAAUAAAAGUUUAAAAUGAAACCAAAUUUACGUAAGUGGUUUCAAUUCUUUUAUUCAGAAUAUUAA
This is a messenger RNA of Bactrocera oleae (olive fruit fly), 3898 nucleotides long. RefSeq names its product maltase A1. NCBI's taxonomy places the organism in Eukaryota, Metazoa, Arthropoda, Insecta, Diptera, Tephritidae. The record is from RefSeq and is a predicted model, not a curated record. Gene Ontology annotation, biological process: carbohydrate metabolic process.